CGUGGCAGGAGGGGAUGUGGGGGGGGGCAUUGUGCCUGCUGCCAGGGAGAGGGGAGUGGGGGGGUGGGCAGCCCAGGGAAAGGGAGGCUCCGCCUGCUGCACAGCCAGUCCCAGCCUCCCCCGGAGGGCCUGUCCGCCCUUCCGAGACUCUCCUCCUGGCGCGAACGGCUGUUGGCCCCCUGCGCCCAUCUGUGGGUCCCUCUGGAAAGGCCUGAGGCUGGGAAGGGGGGGCCAGUCUGCUGCCCGAAGCCCACCGCCUGCCCACCCAGGCCCUGCCGCCCUCUGCAACCCUCAAGGCAAAGGUGAUCUGGGCAGAAAGGGCAGUUCUCCCGAGUCUCCAUCCGGCCAGGCAGAGGAGGAACCACUGGAAAUCCUGCCUGGCGCCUUUGCCCCAAGCGCUGCCUCCUGCCUGGAAAGCGGGCCGUGACUGGCAGCACCGCUCUGCCUCUCCCACGAAAGAAUGCUGAAGUGAAGUGGGCCCUUUUUCAAAGGGUGACAAACUUCCCCCCUUUCCGGUUGCACUGUGUGGCUCUUGCGCUUCCACGUGGGCGUUUGGGAUGCAGGCUGUCGUGCUGCCCACAACGACGCGGUUUCUGGAGAGGCUCCGCGCAGGCCUCUCGGGUGAGACUCGGCGGGAAAGAGACCAGUAACGUCUUCCGUUAAAGACCCCGGAUGUUCCUUUGGGGGCAGGAUGCAAGCCCCCGUCAAGUAUCUUUAAGUAAAAGAAAAGGAAAAAGGAAACGGCUCCUGUUGUGAGAUUUGUCAUGGAAUUGAUCCUUUUUUCCCUUCCCCUUUCCUGCCUUCCUCCUCCCUCUUCUCUUUCUACACCAUUCACCAUUCACCUUAAAAAAAUCUCAGCCAGGCGUUGUUUUCUUAGCUUUUCCCCUCAAGGAGAUUUUCCCGCAGGUGCAGACAAAGAUCUCGGGAUCGGUGGCUAAAAAGGCUGUUCUUGGCCUGGGCAUGUCGGCCGGUGUUUUCCGUCCCGAAUGUGGCAGGCAGCUUCCAAAGGUACGACGCGGGCAAAGACGGCUUCAUCGACCUGAUGGAGCUGAAACUGAUGAUGGAGAAACUGGGGGCUCCCCAGACACACCUGGGCCUGAAGGACAUGAUCAAGGAAGUGGACGAAGACGUGGACAGCAAGCUCAGCUUCCGGGAGUUUCUCCUCAUCUUCCGCAAAGCGGCUGCUGGGGAGCUGGAGGAAGACAGCGGGCUGCACGCCCUGGCCUGCCUCUCGGAGAUCGACGUCUCCACCCAGGGCGUCAAGGGGGCCAAGAGCUUCUUCGAGGCCAAAGUGCAGGCGAUGAACGUGGGCAGCCGCUUCGAGGAGGAGAUCAAGGCGGAGCAGGAGGAGAAGCGGCGCCAGGCGGAGGAGCUGAAGCAGCGGAAGGAGGCCUUCAAGGAGCUGCAGUCCACCUUCAGGCAGUAGCUGCCCCCCCUCCCCGGGCGGCCCCCUCCCCACCACGCCCAUCUGCCCCCCUCCCUGCAAGGACCCCCGGCUGGUGUUUGCGGGUCAGGUGGCCGCUAGAGGCGCAGGAACAGGAGGGGCCCCGGUCAGCUGGCGACCCAGCGUGGUUGGUGGGCGAACUGCCAUGGGAAGAAGGCGGACCUUGGAGCCCCCAGACCCAUUUGAACCUGAUUUGCACCCCCUCCCAUGAGCCAGCUGUUCGGUGUUUCCUUUGCGGCGUUUUCGUCUCCCGUCUGUCGGUCUCGUGGUUCUCGGUGUCUCCCGGUCCCAGAUUUGCGGCGUGUGAAUCGUUCCGUCCUCCCCCCGGGGUUGCAUGGAUGUGGCUUGCUCUUAGAGGCGGGGUGA
Molecule: messenger RNA, 1810 nt
Organism: Pseudonaja textilis
Lineage: Eukaryota; Metazoa; Chordata; Lepidosauria; Squamata; Elapidae
Source: RefSeq, a predicted model, not a curated record